Messenger RNA from Lolium perenne, 582 nucleotides. Lineage: Eukaryota; Viridiplantae; Streptophyta; Magnoliopsida; Poales; Poaceae. The record is from RefSeq and is a predicted model, not a curated record.
AUGUAUGCAGCCGAGCUGAAUGUGUCACUUACUGUGGUAGUGAUGGAUGUAACUGGAUCCAGUGCAUCCAAUUGUGCUGAAAAUCGUGUAGAGUUUGUUUCGAUUACUGUUGUACCUGCUGAUGACCCACUGGUUAUUGGCACUAAAAGCAGUCCAGGUACAACAACUCAGCCUGCACACCAGCCUAUAACUGAGAGUGUCACAUCAGAGGUUGGCAGUACAAGCCAGUCCAAUGUGGCGCAAGCUGACCAAACACAACAGCCUGAAAAUCCUUUCAAUCCAUUUGAUAAUGAGGAGGAAAAGAGAGAUGCUAAUGCAACCGAGGAGGUAAAUGUAGAAGAUGAUGAACCUAUAGCCAAUUAUAAAAGACAGAAGAUGCCAACAAAGAAGAAGACGCCAACGAAGAAGAAGACGCCGAUGAAGAAGACGCCGGUGAAGAAAACACCAGUUAAGAAGAAGGCACCAGCCAAGAAGAAGAAGACGCUGGUUAAGAAGAAGACCCCGGUGAAGAAGAAGACGCCGGUCAAGAAAUCAGCUGAACAAAAGGGAAACAACAAGCAAACUCAAGAACUUUUCUUGUAG